Aspergillus candidus is the source of this 2388-nucleotide messenger RNA. RefSeq names its product homeobox domain-containing protein. Gene Ontology annotation, molecular function: DNA-binding transcription factor activity, RNA polymerase II-specific; RNA polymerase II transcription regulatory region sequence-specific DNA binding. Gene Ontology annotation, biological process: regulation of transcription by RNA polymerase II. The transcript is spliced from 5 exons. Bases 269 to 1879 code for a protein of 536 amino acids. The record is from RefSeq and is a predicted model, not a curated record. Lineage: Eukaryota; Fungi; Ascomycota; Eurotiomycetes; Eurotiales; Aspergillaceae.
ACUGAGUCAGUCAGCCUAUCUCUUCCUCUGCCUCGUUGUUUUCAUUCUCUCUUUUCGUCACGUUCAUCACGGUUGGAAACUUUCAUCGGGGGUGGAAAGAAAUCUCUUGGGCGACUGUAAUCCGGCACUCUACCAGGUUGAAUCGCCGUCCAGUCUUCAACAUUCUUGUCUCGAAUGUGCCAAAUAUUGAUCCAGCAUCGUAUCGGCAUUUGAGACUUCUUCGCGAACUUGCCUCACCAGAGGAGAAACAGACAGAGUCGCUUCUACCAUGUCAAUCAGUGGACCGUGUGCCUGGUUGUCCUCGCUGCCGCCUCCAGUGACCUCUCACCUGUCUGGGAUCCAGAGUAACUGGCCAACGGCCUCCUGGAACAGUGAACAGGCCCCGUCGAGACCCAAGGUGACUCCAUCCAAGUCGAUCGGGAGGUGGGAGAAAGACGGCGAGCCGUCGAAACCGUCCCCAGCCGCCAUGCAUCCGGCGGUGAUCAAGGCUGAGAACGUCUUGACUGCGGCGAAUCGUGCGGGCACAUCCACUCCCAUCCGACAACCGGGGGCUGAAGUCCCCAAGGGCGAUGCGCGCCUUCAACACCCAGAAGCUGCAGGCUCCAGCUCCCAAACCGGGCCGGAGGCCCUGAAACAGGGUGUCAGUCACAUCCCAGCCCCGGAGGCGACCCCCACGAUCAGACGGCAAAGCAAGGACGAACUAGCAGACGCCUUCCACGAUGGCGACGCGAUGGAUUCUUCCGACGACGGUGCUGCAUCUCCUGGAGAGAAGAGACACUCGGCGGAUUCGAAACUCGAAAAGAAGAAGAUGAAGAGAUUCCGAUUGACGCACAACCAAACCCGGUUUUUGAUGAGUGAAUUCACCCGACAAGCACACCCCGAUGCUGCUCAUCGGGAGCGAUUAUCGAGGGAGAUCCCUGGGUUGACCCCACGCCAGGUGCAGGUCUGGUUCCAGAACCGACGAGCAAAGCUCAAGCGACUCACCAGCAACGACCGGGAGCGCAUGUUGAAAUCUCGGGCCUUGCCGGAUGAUUUCGAUACAACCCAAGUGCUACGGACGCCUUUUGAAGGAAAGUCAUCGUCGGAUGGGCCGGUAUUGAUGACGGACGGCCUACAACGACUCAACGAUGACGAUUAUGUGAUUUCCCCCCUGAGCUCUGCGUCUACGACCGGGCACGGUUUCUCGUCGGCGGGCCCUGACAGAAGCAUCGACGCAUAUCCCUCAGCCAGCCUGCUUGCGAGUCGCGCCCCGGGGUCUUUGACAGACCUACAUCGAAACAACCGGGGGACUUUCCCCUAUCCCCGAUCCAGCAGCUUCUCUGAGGCGUCGCUCAGCGCUGGGUUGCAUUUCCCUGGGCGGUACCGGCAAGACUCUGUUGGGUAUCAUGGGCUGCCAUACGCACGACGUCCGGUAGACUACACCAUGCAUCGACCGGCAAACGGCAUGGUGGUGGGAUACGACCAGCAGCGGCCGUUGGAAGGCUCCGUAUCACCCACGGGGCAGCCGGAACAAUCCAUGCCAUACAGCGUGGACAGCCAGAAUCAACCAGUACACAGUUACCAACCACCCCUCACAAUGCCCGCCCCAAAAGGAUACAACGGGAUGGAGAUUGGCUCCCAGAUGCAAUCCCAAGGACGACAGAUCCCCUCCAUCCAGUCGAUCCCCGUCUCCGAAGCAACAGACUACAGACCUUACUCCUACGAACACCACCCCUACAGCAUGAACGCGGCCAUGCCAUAUAGCCACGCAAACACAUCCAGCAUGAGUCUCCCGGCGUCGUUUCCGUCCGACUCGACCAGCGCCACAGCCAGCAGCUCCGCUGAUCCGAUGAGGGCAAAGUACGGCACUCAGACGUUUGACUAUGCGAAUUACCUUUAAUAGCCUUUUCGAUUUGAUUCCGCCACAUAACCGUUUAAUCAAUUUUUUUUUCUUUCUUUCUUCUUCUUUCUUCCGUCUGCUAACAGGUUAGACAUUCGAUCUGAGCAAUUUGGGCCAUCUGCAGCGACCACCUACCUACUUAUUUUUUUAUUUUCUAUACACUUCCAUAAUGUAUUGUGGCUAGAUCUGUCACAAAAUUUCAAGGAAGACAAAUUGCUUCAUUUCUUUCUUUUUCUACUCCCUACUACAGUCAUCAGGCGUCCUUUUACCUUACUUCACUUUACUAUUGGUUUCUCCUUUCCUGUCUAUAUUUGGUUGACUUUUUUCGUUAUUCUUUCCCUUUCUCUUCUGUCAUUUUUCUGUCUCUUCCCUUCUUUCCUUCUUCCUGUCCACCAUCAUAUUCCAUUUCCAUUCUGGACUGCAGGCAGUGAUGUAUGCCUGGACGUGAGAGCAGUCAAAUAAGGGAAAGGGAUAUCUAUUCACAUUUACAUAUUUUAGUCUGGAUUUUU